AUGGAGGUGUCCCAUGUGAACAAUAGCAGUCAUCACGCCUGGUGGAAAGAGAUGCCAUGGGGCGACACAGACGAGUGCACCUCCUCCUGGAGUGGCACCACCUUCCUGAUAGUUGCCUACAGCGCACUGGUCGCGGUUGGCCUUAUCGGUAACACCUGCCUGGUGUUUGUCAUCACACGGCAGAAGGAGAUGCGGAAUGUCACCAACAUCUUCAUCGCCAACCUGUCCAUCUCUGACAUCCUCAUGUGCAUCGUGUGCCUGCCUGUCACCAUCAUCUACACCCUGAUGGACCGCUGGAUCCUGGGGGAGGCACUCUGUAAGGUCACACCCUUUGUCCAGUGCAUAUCUGUCACGGUUUCCAUCUUCACCCUUGUCCUCAUAGCCAUAGAGCGCCACCAACUCAUCAUCCACCCCACUGGAUGGAAGCCUAUGGUGCGCCACUCGUACCUGGCUGUAGCCAUCACCUGGUUAGUGGCCUGCUUCAUCUCUCUUCCUUUCCUCUUCUUCAACGUCCUCGACAACAGUCCUUUCCAGAACAUGAGCCUCCCCUUCAAUCUCUACACUGACCACUUCAUCUGUAUGGAGCGAUGGCCCUCAGAGCACAACCGACUGGCCUACACCACCUCCCUGCUGCUCUUCCAGUACUGCCUUCCCCUCAUCCUCAUCCUGGUCUGCUACCUGCGCAUCUUCCUGCGUCUCCGACAGAGAAAAUACAUGGUGGAGCGAGCCAGGGACAACUGUCAGAAGAAAGCCAAGGGGUCAAAGAGGAUCAAUGCCAUGUUGGCCUCCAUUGUGGUAGUGUUUGCCCUCUGUUGGCUCCCGCUCAACAUCUUCAAUACCUUGUUCGACUGGAACCACCAGGCCAUCCCAUCCUGUCAGCAUGACAUAAUCUUCUCUGCCUGCCACCUCACAGCCAUGGCAUCCACCUGUGUCAACCCCAUAAUCUACGGCUUUCUCAACAGUAACUUCCAGAAAGAGCUCAAAUCUACCCUAUACCACUGCCGCUGCUGGGGGUCACCAGAGAGUUAUGAGAGCUUCCCUCUUUCUAUUGUCAGCACAGAGGUCACUAAGGGGUCAACCUUGAGCAAAGGAUCAAUGAGCAUGAAUGUACAGUCCUGA
This is a messenger RNA of Salvelinus namaycush (lake trout), 1119 nucleotides long. Its product is annotated as neuropeptide Y receptor type 1-like. The record is from RefSeq and is a predicted model, not a curated record. Gene Ontology annotation, biological process: G protein-coupled receptor signaling pathway. Gene Ontology annotation, molecular function: neuropeptide Y receptor activity; neuropeptide binding. Bases 1 to 1119 code for a protein of 372 amino acids. The transcript has a single exon. Gene Ontology annotation, cellular component: neuron projection; plasma membrane. Lineage: Eukaryota; Metazoa; Chordata; Actinopteri; Salmoniformes; Salmonidae.